AUGACCGACCGCGAAGUGCUGUUGGAGUCCGUUGUGUUGAUUGCCGCGGGCUCUGGAAUAAUAGGGGUCGUGACGAUGAUCUUCCUCAGGUGGGCGGUGAUGGCAGACCCCGAGAUCGAGUCGCGGUUGGAGGAGAAGUCAUUAACGAGGCGCGGCGAUUGUGCGGUGCUGCGCCGCUGGGACUGCCUCGGAUCGUUCCCGGGGCGGGUUUCAAUGUGUGGGGGCACCACAGCCCCGUACCACCCAGUCCUACUCUUUGCUUCGAGACGGGCUUCUAGUCACGGCUUGAAAUCACAGAUUAGCCCCUGGACGGUGGCUGGACGAGCCGCAGCAGGCAAAGGUCAUUUUUGCGCCCUUGGGUGGCGGGAGCCGGACAUGUUUAUGGCUGUAGAGGUCCUUCCUCGAGUAUCGGCUCUACGAUGGCGUAAGCGAUUCUGA
This is a messenger RNA of Aspergillus brunneoviolaceus CBS 621.78, 438 nucleotides long. RefSeq lists its product as uncharacterized. NCBI's taxonomy places the organism in Eukaryota, Fungi, Ascomycota, Eurotiomycetes, Eurotiales, Aspergillaceae. The record is from RefSeq and is a predicted model, not a curated record. Bases 1 to 438 code for a protein of 145 amino acids. The transcript has 3 exons.